CCGUACAACAGCUCCAAUAUUGCGCUCUUCCAGGUCAACAUUUUGGACGAAAGCGACCGCUCGUGGGUCUUUUUCGGAUGGAACUACUUGGCCGAGUGGGUCGUCGGGCUCCGCGAAGUCGUCUCGUUCCAAGGCGAUGCUGGUACGAUUACCACCAUCUCCAAGCAGUCCAAGCCCAUGACGCUUGCGAUCGACGACGCGGGUAUCCCUACCCGCCUCUCCUUCGUCUGCCAGCAGUGCGUACGCUACGUCACGGGUACGAUCAUGCUCGGCGCAGCCGUCGCCGCCCUCUACGCUCUGUUUGUUUGCCGCGGCGCGUACGAAGGCGCGAAUCUCUUUGCGUUGAAUCGACUCGUCGGGCAUGCGUGGGUCGGCCGCGCGUUGCUUAUUGUGCGGGGCGUGACCGCGCUAUGGCUCCUCAACACGCAGCCGCUCGAGCUCACGGCAGUCGGCGCGGGUGCUCGCUUUGUAGCACCGCCGCUCGCUGUCGUUCCGACGCUUCUCGGCGCGUCUGAGCUCUCGUGGCUCGUGUACAUCAUGAACGACGUCCUUAGCUGCGUCACCCGCCAGUACACGCCGUUUUAUGCGUGGAAGAGCUCGGUCGCCGCAAGCGCCGUUGCGGCGGUGUGGACGUGGGCGGUGCCGCAAGACUACACUGCCUACGUCCGUCGCCGCUGCACGUUUGUGGAUAUGGACCUGGCGCUCACGUGCAUCAGCGGACACGUUGAGCUUGGCCGCGUGAGCCGUAUCUCGAUUGACGUCGCACUCUGCGUGAGCUGCGUCUUGGGGACCGCCGUCGUCGAGCGGCUCCUGCGCCCGACGCUGCCAUCGUCCCGCAUCACAUCGCUUUUUUUGAACGCGACGAGUCUGUACUCGUCGAAUCUGAGCUACUGGGCAAUCGGCGACGAGCAGUACACGGACAGGAUGUCGGCUGCGAUGGGCGGCUUGUUCACAUGGCGCUAUCGCGGAGACAUGCACCUCUUUGACAUUAAGAGCUGGCGGCACUUUGUCGUCGCGCCCGAGACGAUGUGCCCGUUUCCAGCGUCGGCCGUGCUGCCGCUGCAUCGCAUUCGGUGA
Saprolegnia parasitica CBS 223.65 is the source of this 1077-nucleotide messenger RNA. RefSeq lists its product as hypothetical. The record is from RefSeq and is a predicted model, not a curated record. Lineage: Eukaryota; Oomycota; Saprolegniomycetes; Saprolegniales; Saprolegniaceae. The transcript has a single exon. The annotation marks the transcript as partial.